Colossoma macropomum (tambaqui) is the source of this 2427-nucleotide messenger RNA. RefSeq names its product eukaryotic translation initiation factor 2 subunit 1. The transcript has 8 exons. Gene Ontology annotation, cellular component: eukaryotic translation initiation factor 2 complex; eukaryotic translation initiation factor 2B complex; eukaryotic 48S preinitiation complex. Gene Ontology annotation, molecular function: translation initiation factor activity; ribosome binding; RNA binding. Lineage: Eukaryota; Metazoa; Chordata; Actinopteri; Characiformes; Serrasalmidae. Bases 332 to 1279 code for a protein of 315 amino acids. The record is from RefSeq and is a predicted model, not a curated record.
UGAUUAUUUGCCGUUUUUCUUAUUUUUAAAACAGUUUAUCAUCCAAAGGAACGACGGUACAAAACUCGGCGACUUUGAUACUUUCUCAUCUGUAUCUGUAAAGUAAAAUAAGUUCAUAUUUGGUUUCUACUUGAAUGACUGGCAAAAGAACGGGCAAGACUCAUUCAGACCGGCCGAGUUGAGUUAGCGAAUUAAACCAGCCCAUGCUUGAUUCUCUGCAUUAGCAUCCAGCUGUUUUAUAUUACGCAGUUAAAAAAAACUGAUAAAUAAAAAUUUAAGUGCGAUAAACGUUUUGAACCCGUCCUUGGAGUCUUAUUCAGAGUGCUAGAGGAUGCCUGGCCUCAGCUGUAGAUUCUACCAGCACAAAUUUCCAGAAGUGGAGGAUGUGGUGAUGGUCAAUGUGCGCUCCAUCGCUGAGAUGGGAGCAUAUGUGAGCCUCCUGGAGUACAACAACAUCGAAGGCAUGAUUCUGCUGAGUGAACUUUCCAGACGACGUAUUCGCUCCAUCAACAAACUUAUCCGUAUUGGCCGCAACGAGUGUGUUGUGGUCAUUCGUGUGGACAAGGAGAAAGGCUACAUUGAUUUAUCCAAAAGAAGAGUGUCGCCAGAAGAAGCUAUAAAGUGUGAGGACAAGUUCACUAAAUCUAAGACCGUGUACAGCAUUUUGAGGCACGUGGCCGAGGUACUAGAGUAUACCAAAGACGAGCAGCUGGAGAGUUUGUAUCAGCGUACAGCCUGGGUAUUUGAUGAGAAGUACAAGCGACCUGGAUACGGAGCUUAUGAUGUGUUCAAGCAAGCCGUGGCGGACCCAUUUAUUUUAGAUAGCUUAGAAUUAACUGAGGAGGAAAGGACCGUUUUAAUUGACAACAUCAACAGACGACUCACCCCACAAGCAGUCAAAAUCAGAGCAGACAUUGAGGUUGCUUGUUAUGGGUAUGAGGGUAUUGACGCAGUUAAAGAUGCAUUGCGGGCAGGUUUGAACUGUUCAACGGAGGCAAUGCCUAUCAAAAUCAACCUGAUUGCCCCCCCUCGUUAUGUAAUGACCACAACCACGCUGGAGCGCACAGAAGGCCUUUCUGUGCUUAACCAGGCCAUGGCUGCCAUUAAGGAGAAGAUUGAGGAGAAAAGAGGAGUCUUUAACAUUCAGAUGGAGCCAAAGGUCGUGACAGACACAGAUGAGACUGAGCUGGCCCGGCAACUGGAGAGGUUGGAGAGGGAGAACGCAGAGGUGGACGGGGACGAUGAUGCAGAGGAGAUGGAGGCUAAGGCUGAGGAUUAGCCUGGCAAGAAAAAGCAUUCAAAACAGAAGCUUGCCAGGAUUUUUUCAUAGAACUGAACAGUAACAUUGCAUCAUACCACAAAGAUUGAGAAAUAAGGCCUGAUUGAAGUGGAGGAAAUGGACAUGUCUCGGGGGAAUAUGAUGGCAGUUUUUAUUCUGUCUACAGCAAUAGCAGGCUUCUGACAGACUAGUGACUUUUGCGCUCAGAAAAAACAUACCCUAAAGCACUUUUUCUUUUCUUCAUAACAAAUGAGAUGGAUAUUCAUGGAUAUUUGCCAAUGUGUUUUUUUUUUUUUGUUGUUUUUUUUUCAAGUAAGCAUUUGGCAUGCAUUUAUAAGAUGGAGCGUUUUAACAAGAGCGUAUUGGUAAUACUUGGUAUUUCACAACCUGGGUAACUUUAAGCCUUUUUAUUUUCCAAAUUUUGAAAGUGAGUUGUCUUUUCUAAGGAGUCUCUCUUAGAGUUCUGCUGAAGUUUUUUUAGCCAAAAUAAACAUUCUGUUUAGGUGUCUAUGGCUUAAUUUAGAGAUACAGUUGCACUCAAAAUUAUUCAACCCCCACUGAGCGGUAUUGAUUUACAAAUUUUUGUGAACUUUUAUGAAGAACCAGAAAAUUAUUAAAUGACCUGUGUAUCAGUUGAGUGACCUAUUCAAAUUGAUAUUAAAAAAAAAAACGUGAUGUCAUUUUUCUGAGUAAAAGGAUACUUUCCAUAAACAGCCAUGUCAUAAUUAUUGAACCCUUAUUUAAUAUUGCUGGUUUUUAAAUCACUGAUAGUCUAAGGCUACAAAGCACACAAAAAACAAACAAUUAACCCUUUGGGAACUCUAGAAUGACAGUCUGCUUUAGUUGUGAUUUAAAUCUAAAUCAAAGAUUCCAAUAGAGAGAUGUCAGAAGCUUGUGAGCAUCUACAGGAAACAUUUAUUGGAGGUUACAGAGUGUAGGUUGAAUAAUUUUGCACAUGGACAUUUGUGGAGAUUUGUGUGAUUUGACAUUUGUGUGAUUUUUGUUUCAGUUGUUAGCAGUGAAAACUUUCUUCUCAAAUUUGUUUGAACAUAGUAAUGUACCUUCUUUUGACUGUUUACUAAAGCCUUGGUUUAUGUAUUUUAAUUACAUUUUAUUUACAUUACUAAACUGCCUUGCACUUAGACUUA